Rhinolophus ferrumequinum (greater horseshoe bat) is the source of this 8679-nucleotide messenger RNA. RefSeq names its product potassium channel tetramerization domain containing 12 (gene KCTD12). Lineage: Eukaryota; Metazoa; Chordata; Mammalia; Chiroptera; Rhinolophidae. The record is from RefSeq and is a predicted model, not a curated record. Gene Ontology annotation, biological process: regulation of G protein-coupled receptor signaling pathway; protein homooligomerization. Bases 2721 to 3698 code for a protein of 325 amino acids. Gene Ontology annotation, molecular function: protein binding. The transcript has a single exon. Gene Ontology annotation, cellular component: presynaptic membrane; postsynaptic membrane.
GGGAAAAGGACAGUAAACAAUAAAACCAACAAAUGGAAGCUGCUUGGGUGGGGCUGUGCUAUAUUAAAUUCGGUCAUGAAGGGAGGGUCUUAUUGCAGAGACCUGAAAAAUGUGAGAAGGGAACAAGUUGAGGAAGAUAGAAGGGACCAGGGGAAAUUAGUCUUUUAGCAAAGGGAACAGGAAGUGCAAAGGCCCUGAGAAAACAGAGGGUGAUAAUGUGGCUAAAACCAGGGAGUUCCUGGGAGAGUGGUAGGAGAUGGGUCUGAGGGGACUAGUGGGGCAGUUUCGAUCAUGUAGAGUUUUGUAGACCACGAAAUAGACUUUGGUUUUUACUCUUUCAUCAGAUGGGAAGCCAUGGAAGGGCACUGAGCAGAGAUGACAUGAUCUGACAGGUUAUAAGAUCCCUCUUUUUGUUCUGGUGAUAAAAGACUACAGGGGGCAAAGAUGGAAGCAGUUAGGAGACCAGUGCAAUAAUCCAGGCAAGAGAUAAUGGGUGGCUUUGUCAAGGGUGUGGCAGAGAGACGGUGAAACAUGUUAAUAAUCUGGGAAGUAUUUUGAAGUCAGGACUGACAGGAAUUGCUGAUACAAUAAGCAAAGUAAUGAUACAAAAAUAUGUACAGAAAAAUAUGAUGAAGACGUUUCUUGGAUUUAUAGAAACGAGACUGGUUUUGUCAAGCCUCUGUCACUGAUAUAACAAAUAGUAGCACACCUGUAAAUUCAGCAUUGGAACUCGGAACUUUUGUGUCAUCUAUCAUUUAUCCCAAAGAACACACAAAAAGACAAUGGCCAAAUAUAUUUAGUAUUAAAAUCUGUAGUUGCAAUUAAGUGAGCUUGAUCUCAUUUUAGCACACUGACGUGAAUAAUUGUUCAGCAGACAUAACAUUUCAAAGUAAAAAUGACACUUAUCCGUGAGGAGACUAUAAAGCUCAUUGGGUAGUUACACAAAAGGGUAAACAUUAUUAUUAGGAACAAAGAUCUGGCCUGAUUUAUCCUGACUGACAGUCUGUACUUCCACCUGAUCUGAUAACUGCUCAGACUUCGGAUCCUUUGCCUACCUGGUUACACUGAAAGUGCCUUGGAGCUUAUUCAACCUGGCAUUCUUUACUACCUGGCAUGGGCACAUAGCAGGUGCACACCAAAUAUUCAUUGACCUGAUGAUUUCUUAACAUCCUUCACUACCCUCCCUUCUGUCCUCUUUCGGCAGCACUCAAGAGCACUUUAUUUUAUUUAUCAAAGUCGGAUUUCAGAUAAUCACUCACAAGUAACGAAAUUUCGGAAUGUGUUGCGCUUUAGGCAGGGCCUGGGGAGGGAGCAAUCCGGAGACCCCAUUUACCUGGGAAGCCAGGGAAGGCUUCCUGGGGGAGGAGAAGUCCUCUGGGCUGCAAAGUGACAGGGUGAAUGCGACUGUGGAGGGGGCAGGAGUUAGAGGACCAGUUGCGAUCAAGGAGAGGGCCUUCCAUGGUACAAAGGCCCUAAGACGAGAAGCCACCUGGGAAGCACUGAAUGAAAUUAGAGGCUGACCUGGAGAGCAGGCUCACCUGGAGAGUCGGCUCACCUGGACCUUUGGGAGAAUAAACACGCAGGGGCUAAAAGGUUGUUUUUGCAAAUUAUGUUAGGUCUGCAAACUCUCGCGAGUUUUUUGGCACCAUUCACCAAGGGCUGAAAGGGGCUGGGACACGGAGCGUUCCCUCAGGCCGCUCUAUACUCUCAGUACGUACUGCAGGCUGGCCUCGAAGGCGGUGCGGGAGAGGGGGCCGCCUUCAGGAGUCACCCCUUUACCUCACCCGAGUCUCCCACUGCCAUUCCAGCUUAUUUCCUCCAAUUCUGAGGUCUCCCAACCAAUGAGUUUGCCUCUUCACCCAGAAGUAAACAAACUAUCUGAAAGCGUCCUACGGCAGGACACCCAGGUUAGCUUUUUGUGUCUAGGGGUUUUUCAUGGCUGCUCCUCAAUACGAACAAAAUAUGGCUGCCUCUGUGGUGGGGCGACCCCAUCGUUUCUCCAGAUGUUUUGUCUAUCUCGAGAACCAUCAGCAACACGACAACCGACUGGGGCAGCGCCACAGCUCUAGAGCUUACAGCGGCCAGUUGUGUUGGCCGCCGGUGCCGGACGCGGCCACCCACUUCCACUCCUCGGGCGCGGCCAGGAAGUUUACGUCCUCCUUCCAGGCGCCCGGUGGAGUCGGGAGGGGAAGGGGGUGCGAUCACUAUCCCUCCAAAGAAGGCUCCUCUUCCGAAGCGGCCUGUCCCACGCGCUGUCCACUUCGGAAGAGGAAAAAGUUGGGCAGGAAAAAGUGGGAAGGGGCCGGAGCGCGGGGCCGGGACGGGUGAGGGCGGGCAGGUAGUCGGGUCGCCUAGGGCGCGCGCGAGCCUGGGUGGAGCCAGCGGCCGGGCGCAGCGUCAGCGUUUAAGAUGCAAAUCGAUUCCCCGCUCCUCCAUUCCCCUCCCGCCCCGCGCGCGGCUCCGCAGCCGCCCACGCCUCCUGCGCGCUGCGGCGCCCGAGCGCUCGGCUCUACUUAAGCGGCGCGGGGGCCGCGACCCAGCACUCGCCUGGAGCGCGCAGGCGAGGCGGGCGGAGCGCACCGAGGCUCUCCGGGGUGCACGGCGGCGCGCUCGCACCGCUCGGCGCUGUGCGGCUGUCGGCGGCGGCCGGGCAAGGCGGCUGCAGCUCCUGUGCGCGGCUCCGCUCCCUGUCACUGCCCCAGCCCGGCCACCUCUUUGCCAUGGCUCUGGCGGACAGCACCCGUGGAUUACCCAACGGGGGUGGCGGGGGCGGCAGCGGUUCCUCGUCGUCCUCUGCAGAGCCGCCGCUCUUCCCCGAAAUCGUGGAGCUGAAUGUGGGCGGCCAGGUGUAUGUGACCCGGCGCUGCACCGUGGUGUCGGUGCCCGACUCGCUGCUCUGGCGCAUGUUCACGCAGCAGCAGCCUCAGGAGCUGGCCCGGGACAGCAAAGGCCGCUUCUUUCUGGACCGAGACGGCUUCCUCUUCCGCUACAUCCUGGAUUACCUACGGGACUUGCAGCUUGUGCUGCCCGACUACUUCCCGGAGCGCAGCCGGCUGCAGCGCGAGGCCGAAUACUUUGAGCUGCCCGAGCUCGUGCGCCGCCUCGGGGCGCCCCAGCAGCCCGGCCCGGGGCCUCCGCCGCACUCGCGGCGCGGGGUGCAAAAGGAGGGCUCGAUGGGCGACGAGCUGCUGUCGCUCGGCUACACGGAGCCGGAGCAGCAGGAGGGCGCCUCGGCCGGCGUGCCGUCGCCCACGCUGGAACUGGCUAGCCGCAGCCCGUCCGGGGGCGCCGCGGGCCCGCUGCUCACGCCGUCUCAGUCGUUGGACGGCAGCCGGCGCUCCGGCUACAUCACCAUCGGCUACCGCGGCUCCUACACUAUUGGGCGGGACGCGCAGGCAGACGCCAAGUUCCGGCGAGUGGCGCGCAUCACCGUGUGCGGCAAGACGUCGCUGGCCAAGGAGGUGUUCGGGGACACUCUGAACGAGAGCCGAGACCCCGACCGGCCCCCGGAGCGCUACACUUCGCGCUAUUACCUCAAGUUCAACUUCCUGGAGCAGGCUUUCGACAAGCUGUCCGAGUCGGGCUUCCACAUGGUGGCGUGCAGUUCCACGGGCACCUGCGCCUUCGCCAGCAGCACCGACCAGAGCGAGGACAAGAUCUGGACCAGCUACACCGAGUACGUCUUCUGCAGGGAGUGAGCUCCCCAGAUCCCUCGAAGCUCCAGCUCACCCAUUUCCCUUCCUUCCCGCCCGGGAGAGGAUUAUAGAUCUUCCCUCUCAGCCCUUGCCUUCCCCGUCCUCUGUUCCCCACAUCCAGUAGCUGGGCCAGACCCCCUCGUCCCCCACUUCAGAACCUGGAGCCACAAAUCCUCUUGGCUUCUUCGUCGUCUUUGGACCCCACUAACCGAGAGAGUCCAGUUGUACCCCCUCCACCCCGUGCUUCCUCUGGCCCCUGCCUCAAACACCCCGCCCCCGGAUUGCCCUUCAGUCUGAUCUAGUGGGGCAGUGUGGCCACAAAGUCACCAAGUACCUGGGAAGGAUGGAAUUGUUCAGAACCCGAUUGGACCCUGUCCAGUGUGGAGAAGAUUCCUUGAAAUCUUCUCAAGCCCUUAUGACUCAUUCGAGAAUAGUGUUUUAAAAAGUGAUAUCAGUCUUUUGGCCCACUUAGAGGUCAAGUUUUAGAAGGCUGGAUGGAAGACCCGGGACCUGGAAUUGGGAUCCCAGGGAAGCAGUUCAGUGACUAUAAAUGAAUAAAGUUUUGAAAAGUUACAGGUAGAAAGUAGGAGAAGACUCUAGUGCUGGCACAAUUAAGGGUCAUAUCUUCUCCACGUAGAAAUAAAGGUCUUUGCCUGUGGCUUAAACUUGUAGAAAGUUACCCUCCAGGCUGAGGAGGCCACCUUUCUGGCUCACUGCCAGAGCCUUUGGUUGGACUGGUUGAUAGGGCAGCCCUUGUUGGCACGAGGAAAGAACGCUGCGGCUGACAAGGGCAAGACAGCCCAGGCCACCAAGCACAGCGGGGAAAUCACCAGGCAGUGGGAAAAUGGAGCUGGGUAUUAAUGCACGUCGGGGCGUUAGGAAAGCCCAAGUAUUUUUGCGAUGAAUGGCAGUAGAACCUUAGCUCUUACGAUUUGGGGGUGGGGGUGGGGGGAGGAAGGAAGGUAGGAGGGUGGGAAGGGAGGAACAGACAUAAUCAUUUAUUAUUUGAAAGUUGGAAGUUUGUACCAUCCUUUUGAGUACAUGCACAUAAGAACAGUAGUACACAAAAACAUGCGAAGCAUUUUUAUAAAGACUAUUAAUAUCUACUCUUAACUGGCAGUUUAUUGAACUAACUGUUUUGAGUCCUAAACUUAGAAGUUGCUGAUACUCAUAUAAUCUAACCAAAGAGUUACCCUGUAGGGUUUUUUGUUUAGUUUUUUUUUUUUUUUUUUUUUUUUAGUUUUUGAACUUUAUUUUCUUGAUUAUAAGUUAAAAAUAUAUUUAGUUGAGCAAAAUAUGUUUGAUUUUGAUUACUUAGACUUAAGAUCUCUUAUUAAAAAUACUUAUUUUCUCCAAGCCCCGUCAAUGUUGACUUCUGGGCAGACCCGAAAACCAGAAAAUGCCACUUCUUUCAUGCAGAUGAUUUGAAGUUAAGGUGGAAUCAUUUUGAUUGACAGGGCUGCAGAGAAAAAGAAGCCACAAGGGCUGCCCAUCUGUAGAUAGCUGUAAAAUGGAAUAUUUAAAAAAUGAAGACAAGUACUUAAAAGUGAGCUGAGCAAUAAAAUGGUGUUUUAGGUAAAUGCAACAGAAACAGAAGGAGACCUGGUUGCCUUAUACCUUUUCUCUAACAUGGAAUAAAUUCCCACUGCAUAUCCUAUCUACACCAUAAGUGAAGGAAAAUGAAUCUUUAUCUUUCAUGCUGUGAGGCUUUUUUGAAUAUUCUAUGAUGAUGGAGAAGCCUUUCUCUUUUUUUCAUUUGUUUCAGCAUCUUUCUCUGGAGUGUGUUUCUCUGGAGUGUUUUGUAAGUCUGUUUUCAGUGUUUAAAUCAGCACCAUUUCCCCUUCUUUUUAAAAAUGAACCUGGUACUGUAUCUUACUAUGUCCAUAACAGAUGUUAAGAAUCAGAACAGUUUUAUUCUUAGACUCAUAUGAUCCAAUCUGUAUAUAUCAUAUAUAAACAUUUUACACGAAUCAUUUAGUUUUUUAAUUCAUUUACUAAUGCUAUAAAAUUUCCUAUAUUUGCCCUCACUAACUUGCAUUAGAUGGUGUAUAUACUAAAGGAAUGUGUUUAAUAUAUCCUUGUCUGGGAAAAUUGGGUUAGGAAAAAAUACUAAUUAUAAAACUUAAUUUGCUCCAUACUUUUGCUUGGAUACUAGUUGUAUACUAAUAUGCUGAUUAACUGUCUACUUAAAUCAAGGUACCUGUAUUUUUAAUCCACUCUUUUUUUUCUUUUUUUUUUUUUUUGUUAGUUGAGAAAGAGAAAGAUUUGAGGUCUUUUAUUAUUGUAGUUGCAGUUUUAGAAAAGUAAAGUUAGCUUUGUAUAAAGAUUGUAAUUGUAAGGGAAGUGGAAGCAGCAGAAAUCCAGGAAGUCCUGUUUGCUUUUGUGUUGAGUGUGUUCUCAGACUAGAUAAUGCAUCAGAACUUACCUCUGUUUCAAGCCUGAAAUGAUUUAGGAAUGUCGCUCACUGGCCAAGAGUGAGUAUCACAGAGAUUUCUCCGCCCAUAUGGUAUUUUGUUAGAUUGCUCAACAAGAAUCACAUAAUUGAGAACAUCUUAGAGGGAGGCACAGAUCAAAACCACCGACAUAUGGGAAGCCUCUGAGUUUCUGAUUUUCCUUGCUAAAUCUGCACCACUCCAGGAGUCAUGAGAAACUGCUAAAGUUUUGUCUCUGUCACUUAAAUUAUAAAUUUUAUCUUGUAAAACUUUGCCUUGAAGUAUUCCACUGCUUUGUGCAUACACAUUUUACUCCCCUUACUCUUUUCAUUAUCGGAAAGACUGGAAAUUUAAUGGAUGGAGACAGUAAACCAACCUCUUUUUCUAGCCAUGACUGUCCCCUCUGAUGUUUGAAGUGGACACCUGGAAAUGUUAUAUUUUUAGCCCAAAGUGAAGGCUGGUUAGGAAACUCUUCCACAUUGGGGAGACAGUAGAACUGAGGUAAGAUAACUUGGCCUGGGCAUUUUUGGGUCCCUUCCCCUCUGUGUGCUUAGCCACAGGACCCUUGGUGGUCUACAAAGUAGGCUGGAGUGUUUGUUGAUUGUCACCUAUGAGCUUGGAUGGGAUAUUGAGGGUCCAUUUGAAUAAAUCCUGUAAAGACACCAUUCAGGUUACAUGGGAGAAUAUCAUACAUCAUUCAGAUAAUUAUGACUGCAUUAACCUCAGUUUAGCAUGUAUUUACAUAUGUAGUGGCUACGAUUACCAUUUGAUUUACAAAUACAACUGAGUGACAUUAGGUUUUAAUAACAAAUUUAAUUUGAAAGAAUUGUUAACAGUGGUUAAAAAAACAGGUACUGUGUUCAACGCUUUUGCACCAAGUGUUUGACAAGUUGUCUGUUUUUUAAUACAUGGAGAAUAUGAACCAUAUUCAUCCUAAUUUUUCAAAUUAUAUGUUGUGGAAAAUAUUCUUUGAAGGUGUGAGACUUUAAAGUUUUUCUCCCCUUUAGUACCGUUUUUAUUUUUGUGUUUCUUAUUUGGCUUUUUGUAUUGAUAGCAAACUGAUAAUUUAUAAUACUAACCAAAAUUAUUGUCUUCUCUUUCAAACCAGAUACAUAUAUAUAUAUGACCUGUUGAUUCUCUGAGGAAAUGCAUAACCUGUGAAUUCUCAGACAACAAAAUGGGCAACUGGCAAUGCUCAUAACAUAUUCCAAUAUUUUAUUGGAAUUUUCUAUGGAAUGUUAUUAUUACAUUAAAGCCAUGUAAGGUGAAGCUUUGAUAAUUUCUUACUUUUGAAAUUAUAGUAAAUUCUAUCUAAUAUUCAAACAUUUUUGUAUUCCACAUGAAAAAUGCUAAAUUAUACUGCAGGCAUUUAGAAAGUAUUGACUGGAGGUGUUGAAUUCCUUAAGAAUUUCUUUUUCAGUCUAAAUCAUAAGUGCUUUUCUCAGUUGACUUAAAUUUUUAAAAUAGUAAACUGAAUAUUUUUAUUGUAAAUCUACCAGAAUAAAUCCUUUGGACUUUUUUUCUUUUUCUUUUUCCCUUACCAUAGCUAAUUUUAAAAUGGAAUUAGUGUUCUUAGAUGACCUAAUCUUCUCUUGAGAAAUAAAUAAAAUACCCUUGUGUUUCUAGUGGCUAUAGUACCUGAAAAAAGGAUUCCUAGAGCCAGAAACAAGUUAUGUGAAGUUAAAUUUUCUUUGUCACAAGUUUGGAUUAAAAAAAAAAAUCUUAAAGUGUUAAUAUUUGAAGAUUUAGAUUUUCUACUGGGGCCCUUGAAACUUGGAAGAAAUUCAACCAGAAUAUCUACAUUAGAGUAUAAUCUUGUGUGGUAGGAAGAUGGACUAGUUGAUCAAGAAUUUUUGUCACCUUAUAUACCUUGUGUGAUUUUUUUCCCCAAGUUGUUUUUAUGAAAUGUGUUUUGAAGUAUGUGAACAUUAAUUGUAAUGUAAACUAUUACACAACUGUCUUUGUGACUUUCUAGGCAGGCAUAUUUUGCUAUUAAUGUUGAAUACAAAUGAUGACCAUUUAUGACCACACAAAUAGCAUUAGUGAGAUUUCAUGAUAAAAGUUUAAAAUAUUCAUCAUGGAUAUUAAUUUUGAAGAUGUAAAUUAUGUUAUUCAAAAUUUUCCAGGCAUCUGAAAAACUCUUACCUGCUAAACAAGGUAAGAUUCCCACAGAGCUAUUUGGAAUUAUAAAAUUAUUGAAGAUGUCUUACAUAUCAUUGAGUCAUUUUCUCAAAAUAGAAGGUGAAAGGAAAAAAAUUAAUGAUACAAUUAUCAGGUUUUUCUCACGAAACAGAAAGCCAAGGGAAAAAAAAUUCUCUAUAUUUAAAAAAAGGCACUGAUGAAGUCUUUUCAGACAUGCCCAAACUUUAAAUGAAUUUCAUCAACCAUCUAAAUACUCUAGAGAUUUUUGUUCUCCUGUUCACAACCAGUUGUAUAACAGAAAUACUCAAUACUGUUUUCCUCCCAGUGUGUGAAGUAAUGAAUCAUUGAUUAUGUGACUUGUUAUGUAUUCUAUUAAACACUAAAGAAUAAAAUAUUCACUCCUUUACUUA